AUGGCUUUUCCAACUCUCUAUUUGAUUUCCACCAAGUUUGUCAUUUUGUUGUGUUUCCUUAGCUUAUUGCUGGUUUCUUGUACCUCUAGGUUACUAGGUAAUGAAACAGACAAAGUUUCACUUCUUGAAUUCAAGAAAAUGAUCAAAGAUGAUCCAUUUGGCGUCAUGGCCUCGUGGAAUGAAACCAUCCAUUUUUGUGAAUGGUUUGGUGUUUCUUGCUCCCGUCGCCACCAGAGAGUCACAUCCAUAAACCUCAAGUCUCUUAAGCUUGUGGGAUCAAUGCCUUCACACAUUGGAAACAUAAGCUUUCUUAGGGUUCUGGCCCUCCAAAACAAUAGUUUCUCAGGUGAAAUCCCGCCAGAGAUAAAAAAAUUGCAUAGGAUGCAAAUUUUGUAUUUGAACAAUAACUCUUUCAGUGGAGUUGUACCAUCAAACAUUUCUGCUUGCCAAAGCUUGAAUGAGGCAAAUUUCGCACACAACAAUCUCACAGGCAACAUUCCAUCAGACCUCGGCACCUUAACAAAUCUUCAAAGUAUUCAUUUUUCUCGCAACAACUUUUUCGGUAAAAUCCCUCGUUCUCUUGGAAAUCUUUCGUUGCUGUAUGACAUAGUUUUCUCCAUCAACAACUUGUCAGGGGAAAUACCCAACUCUCUAUGUAGAUUACCAAGACUACAAUACUUUGCGUUUGCUGAAAACAAUUUGAUUGGCACUAUACCCCCGUCUCUAUUCAACCAUUCAUCCAUGUUGGUUAUUGAUGUGUCUGGAAAUCAAUUAGGGGGGACUUUGAACCCUAACCUUUUUGUCACUCUUCCCCACCUUUUCUUUUUUUCUAUUUCUGGGAACAAUUUCAUUGGAAGUAUUCCUAUCACAUUAUCAAAUGCAACAAACAUGCAGAUUUUCAGUGCUAAUGUAAACAAUUUGACAGGAAAAGUUCCUAACCUUGGAAAGUUGCAAAAACUAAGGAACUUCUUAGCUGGAUGUAAUAAUCUUGGGGAAGGGAAUGUUUUUGACUUGAACUUCCUAUCUUCAUUGACCAAUGCAACCAGCUUAGAGUGGUUGAACCUUGGAGAGAAUAAUUUUGGAGGUUUCUUGCCUACAUCAAUCACUAAUCUUUCAAGAAACCUUAGAUAUUUCACCAUUCACGCCAAUCAGGUUUCUGGAAACAUCCCAAGGGGGAUUUCUAAUCUCAUCAGCUUGCAAACAUUAGGAUUGUAUAACAACAAAAUCAGUGGACAAAUUCCACCUGAGAUUGGGUUUCUUAGUAAUCUAAGAAUAUUGUUUUUAUAUGGAAACAAUAUUAUUGGAAAAAUUCCAUCUUCAUUAGGAAAUCUUACACUUCUGUUAAAGCUUGAUAUUGGUGAAAACUACCUCCAUGAUAAAAUUCCUGUGAGUCUCGGGAAAUGUCAAAACCUAGAGUCGUUAAGUCUUGCUCACAACAACCUUAGUGGGUACAUCCCUAAGGAAGUUCUUAAGCUCUCAUCCUUGUCAUUGUAUUUGGGUCUCUCUUACAAUCAAUUCAUAGGUUCCAUUCCAAAAGAGAUUGGAUUUUUGAUAAAUCUAGGCAUUUUGGAUAUGUCUUAUAAUUCAUUGUUUGGCCCUAUUCCCCCUGAGCUUGGUAGUUGCAUUUACUUGGAAGCCUUGAAUCUAAUGAAUAACAAUCUUGAAGGCUCAAUUCCAUCAACUUUGGAAAAUCUGAGGGGUAUGCAAUUCUUACAACUUUCUCACAACCAUUUGACAGGUCAAAUCCCAGCUUUCUUUAAUGACUUUAGGUUUUUAGAGAAUUUGAAUCUUUCAUACAAUGAUUUUGAAGGAGCAGUACCUACAAUAGGAAUCUUCAACAACACAAACUCUGUUACUAUUGUAGCAAAUAGAAAACUCUGUGGGGGCAUACCUCAGCUGAACCUCCCUGGAUGCAACACUACAAAGUCCAAAAAGAAGAAUUCAAAAGGUUAUUUGAAAAUAGUAAUUCCUCUGAUUCUUGGGAUUGUUGGGCUAACUGUUGUAGUGUUUAUUCUCUGUCUUAGAUGGUUAAAAAGACAAAGAAAAGGACCCUUCCCUAAUUUGAUAGAAGACCCAAUCUUAAGAGUGUCAUAUCAUUCCCUCCUCAAGUCCACUAAUGGGUUCUCUCGAGAAAAUUUACUUGGUGUUGGUGGUUUUGGAGCUGUAUAUAGAGGAUGUUUUGAUCAUGAUGGAACUACUUUUGCAGUCAAGGUAAUUGAUCUUUUGCGUCAUGGAGCUUCCAGAAGUUUUGUAGCUGAGUGUGAGAUAUUGAAAAACACCAGACACCGUAAUCUUGUCAAGGUGCUAACUGCUUGCUCGGGGUUUGAUCUUCAAGGAAAUGAUUUCAUGGCAUUAGUUUACGAGUACAUGGAUAAUGGGAACCUUGAGAACUGGUUGCAUUUUAGUUCCCAAGAUACUUCCGAGAUUGAAGAGAAUAGGAGGUUAAGUUUUUCUCAAAAGUUAAACAUUCUCAUUGAUGUGGCCAACUCUUUGGAUUAUCUUCAUAACCAUUGUGAACCUGCAAUAAUCCAUUGUGAUCUCAAGCCAAGCAAUAUUCUCCUCGAUGAAAGCAUGACAGCACAUGUAAGUGAUUUUGGAUUAGCAAGAUUUGUGCAACAAAAGAUUCAAUGUUUUUCAGAAAAUCACAGUUCCAAUGGAGGAGUACGAGGAACUGUUGGUUAUGCACCACCGGAAUAUGGCUUUGGAAGUAGGCCAUCAAAAGCAGGUGAUGUAUAUAGCUUAGGCAUACUAAUCUUAGAAAUGCUUGCUGGGAGGAGACCAACAGAUGAAUUGUUCAAAGAUGGCUUAAACCUUCAUGGCUAUGCUAAAGUUGCUUUACCAGACAGAGGAAUGGAGAUUGUAGAUCCAAAAAUUGUUCAAGAAAGAGAUGACAACUUUCAAAUGUGCUUAGUUUCAAUGAUCACAAUAGGGGUUGCUUGUUCUGUGGAAUCUCCGGCGGAUAGAAUGAACAUUCAUGAUGUUGUGAGUGAAUUAAAUAAAGCAAAGAAAUCCUUAGCUUGUAAGGAUUACUAG
This is a messenger RNA of Ipomoea triloba (trilobed morning glory), 3033 nucleotides long. Its product is annotated as probable LRR receptor-like serine/threonine-protein kinase At3g47570. NCBI's taxonomy places the organism in Eukaryota, Viridiplantae, Streptophyta, Magnoliopsida, Solanales, Convolvulaceae. The record is from RefSeq and is a predicted model, not a curated record. Gene Ontology annotation, molecular function: protein binding; protein kinase activity; ATP binding. Gene Ontology annotation, biological process: protein phosphorylation. The coding region runs from base 1 to 3033 and encodes 1010 amino acids. The transcript has 3 exons.